GAAGAAAAAAGUUAUGAUUAUAAAAAAAACAAUGAAAAUGAUUUAAUAUAGCAAUCAAAAAUGAAUAUUUUUUAUUAAAAUAAUAAUUGAAUUUUUUGAAGACACUUGUGUAACAUUAAGGUUACAAUCAUGUCUGGCAAAGGAAAACAAAGUUCUAAAAAAGCAGUUGUUAAAGUACGAGAAAGUGGGAAGACAGUGCAAACUACUACACUUAAUUCAGAUAUGAGUUCAGAGAGCACAGAAACUGCAAUGUCUUUAUCAAUCUUAAAAAUUGCUGAUAAUAGCCGUCUUCUUCCAAGGUAUAGCAGCAUUCUACAACGUAGUGCUGAAGAAGGUGUAGGAAUGGAAGAUCUUGAUACAUUGCAGUUAGAAUUAGAAAUGCUUCUCUCUUCAGUAGUUGUACGACAUCGCAUGCUUCAAGAAGAGAUAACCAAUUUAUCUUCAGCAGAAGAACGUAGAGAUAAAAGAUCCAAAAGUGGAAAAGGUCUUUCUCUUCUGGAUAAAAAAGUCAGAGAAGAAAAAUUUAAACCAAAAGGAUUUAGUACUAAAACACAAUCUCCUAUUCCAGCAAAACUAUUCAAACAAAAAGCUGUUAAUAGCUCAAACUCUCAAAUCAUUCCAAAUGUUCAUGAAAUUUCAAGAAUUGAAGGUUCUAAAUCUGAAUCACCAAAGUUGCUCUUACCAAAAAAUGAUACACCUAACAAAUUUUGGGCAUCUGUUGAUCCAUAUUGUACUGAUAUUAUGUCUGAUGAUAUUAAAUUGUUAGAAGAAUUAAUCUCUACACAUAGUGACAUAAGUGAUUUUAAGAAAAUUCCUUCAUUAGGUCGUCAUUACAGUUUAAUAUGGGCACAUAAUGAUUUAUUGCAAGAAGAAGAUGCAGCUAAUCCAAAUCGGGACAAGAAGAAAAAUCGUUCAGAUGUAUCUUUAUUAGUUGGAAAAAAUGAUAAAAAAGCACAUAGUAUAGCAGGACCUCUAACUCAAAGAUUAGUCUCUGCUUUAUUAGAAGAAAAUGUAUAUGUUGCAAAUAAUAAUACAGAUAAUAAACUCUUUAGAGAUAAUGAUCCUCCUGUUUUAAGAGAUCUUACUAUUCAGAAUUCUAUAAAUUUAGAAUUAAGAAUGCAUAAAGAAUUAGUUGAACAAGGAAUUUUAGAACCAGAUGCACAAAAAAAGAGUCAAGAAGAUGACGAAAUUCUGACUGAAAUAAAACGAUGUCAACAGGAGCUUACUGCACUUUCCAACCAUAAUGUAACACAGUUAAAAAGACUAUUGAAUUUAGCUCAAGAGGAAAGUAAGCGACAAGCAUUGAAAAGAAAAAUUAGUACAGCAGAUAAUGAAGUAAUAGAACACUACAAGAAACUUAUAUUAGCAAAACAAAGGGAAGUACCUUUAACAAAAAAGGAACAAGAAAAAGCAUGGUCGUGUCUUCGAGAGAGAGAAAAUCUUUUAGAUCAAUUAAAUAUGCUACCACAUAAUAACAUAGGAGAACCUAUAGGUUUCACCACUACUACAGACUAAAUACAAUUUUUUACUGUAUUAUAUAAUAUGGUGAUAAAAACUAUUGUAUUAUAAAAAUUAUAAU
Molecule: messenger RNA, 1579 nt
Organism: Apis mellifera (honey bee)
Lineage: Eukaryota; Metazoa; Arthropoda; Insecta; Hymenoptera; Apidae
Gene: Ada3
Product: transcriptional adapter 3-B
Exons: 1
Coding region: 130-1515 (461 amino acids)
Biological process (GO): regulation of transcription by RNA polymerase II
Cellular component (GO): SAGA complex
Molecular function (GO): transcription coactivator activity
Source: RefSeq, a predicted model, not a curated record